AUGAAUGAACCGUUACGACCCGCAUCGCCCGCGGAACGACUGCCAUCGUAUUAUGACGACCUUUGCGACGAGGAGAUACAAGCUGCUUUCCGGAACUUCGACGACGAGAGAAACUUUGAUCUGUUCGACAGACAGACGCGCAAUCCGCACAGUAACAACUUCAUUAUCGACUUCGGCGAUGAUGACGCAUACUGUGCUUUCGACUUAGGUUCACAUUCCGUCUCUCGGCUACUUUCGGCACCAAGGCCGGCAAAUCUGCACACAAGAUGGAUCAAUGUAUGGGUACCGCAUCUGCAAAAAGAUGUGCUUCACGUUCUAGCCAAGCACUACGAUUUCUCACCAAGAUUACUGGGCCUGAUGUGUUCUGACCCGCUGUCACCACGUUCGAGUGCCUUGCAUGAAAGCCAGAGCUCGAACACGCUUGAAUCAAUAAGGUCGCGUAAGUCUCACCGGUCGAGGAAGUCCGCAGCGUCAAAGGAAAAGGAGGGAUUCGAUUCAGAAGAGAGCAUCGGUAUGACUGAGAUGAUGCAUUCAACCCAGCUUGAUAUGGUGCGAGGCCUGAGUCACUAUCACAUCGUCAACGAGGUUUGGCACUGGUCAACUGUAGAUUGGGGUCGACGUUUUGUCAGUAUAGGGUAUAACUCGCUACACGAUGUUCGCACCAAGAAGCUACACAACCAUGACGACGAGGUUGAUAAGAGCCGGGACAUGCCUUUGGCUAAGCGUGUCUGGAAUUGGCUUCUUCUGACUGAAGAUAAGACCGUCAUAACCAUUUCCGAAGAUCCUUUCCCAUUCACCAAGGGUAAUCUGCAGUCAUCCGAAUUGAAGACACUGUAUACCGCACGUAGGAAUCUGGUGAGCGUCUUCCGACAAUUGACCAAAGCACCCACGCCAUUACGUGAGGCUUCCCUUAUCAUGCUACCCAUUCGACAUCGCGUAGGAAAUAGCGAUGAGGAGACCGCGCACAGGCCGACUGAUGCGCCUGGUCUCCUUUUCUAUUACCUUUUUGAGGACUGGUAUACGACGUACAGUCUAGUCACGCGUCGCGAACACGGUUAUGCUGCUGAGCUGGAUCGUCUUAGACGAGAGAUGCUGGUCCGAGCAAAUCUUGAGCACGUCGAUCAACUACACCACAUUGGCUGCCAACUUUCGAUCCUCAAGCGCGUCUACCUGGCCUACGAGAUGAUCAUCGACCGCGUGCUUAAGAAACAAGAGGUUACACUUGCAUCACUGAAAAAUUCUCACAUUGUCUCAGGCGUGGAGUCGUUGGCUUCUUCCAUACCAAUCAACGCAUCAGGACCACAAGUCCCAGAAGCGGAUAGUCUGCUAGGAGUGUCCCUCAGCUCGGCUUCUCGAGUGAGGUUCGAGCGCUUGAAAGACAGGAUUAAGCUGUAUGCGCUCAGCGAGAUCCAAGAGUGCAUUGAUCAGAAAGACUCUCUUGUCAUGAUGAACUUUAACCUCAUUGCCAUAAAGGAGUCUUUCAGCGUCGAGCGCCUCACUAGAGUCACGCUUCUUCUCGCAAAAGUGACUAUGGUAUUCAUGCCUGUCACGCUCAUGACCGGGUAUUUCUCAAUACAGUUCGCGGGCGUGGAAUUCAGCGUCAAGAGUUAUUGGUGGGCAUUUGCAUUGGUUUUUGCAAUCAGCAUGGUGCUAUUGUUUCUGUUCAGUGUCUUUAGCGGCACGUUUGAGAUGAAGAUGAUUACGAGAUCGUGGAGUCGCAUCAUGUUUGAUAUCAGCAAGCGCUGGCUGGCGCAUGAGAGGAAGCAAGGGAAGAUGGUUUGA
Molecule: messenger RNA, 1782 nt
Organism: Didymosphaeria variabile
Lineage: Eukaryota; Fungi; Ascomycota; Dothideomycetes; Pleosporales; Didymosphaeriaceae
Exons: 4
Coding region: 1-1782 (593 amino acids)
Biological process (GO): metal ion transport; transmembrane transport
Cellular component (GO): membrane
Molecular function (GO): magnesium ion transmembrane transporter activity; cobalt ion transmembrane transporter activity; cobalt ion binding
Source: RefSeq, a predicted model, not a curated record